UGUAUUAAGCCAAUUUUAUUAAAGUUCAAACCAAAAAUUUCGUGCGUACAAUGAACCGUUUUGAGUCGACUCAGUAAAUCAUCUGUUGGUGAUUUUCUGAUUCACCUUAGAAGAAGAAGAAACAAAUGUUUACAGAUUUUGUGAAUUGCUAUAGUGAUUCAUUUAUAUUAAAGAAAUAAAAAUAUUUUAUGUGAGAGAUGGCAAAAAAUACUUCUAGUUCGGCAUUCCGGAAAAUCGAUGUUGAUCAAUACAAUGAGGAUAACUUUAAAGAAGACGAAGCAGACACCGCUGUUUCGGGUCCUGAUGAAAAUGAAAUUACUGCUUUGCUGACUCAAGGCAAAUCCGUAGAAGCUUUAAUUACGGUUUUGCAAAAUGCCCCAUUGCGAUGCAAGCAACAGCAUGUUAAGGACCACGCCCUCACUUUAACAAUAAAUGUACUGCUCUCUAUAAAAUCGUCGCAAAUUGACCAAGCUGUUGAAGCUUUAGAACAAAACGAUCUUUUAGAUGUUUUAAUGAAGUACAUAUAUCGUGGAUUUGAAAUACCUUCGGAAGGUUCUAGCGGUCACUUGCUGCAAUGGCAUGAGAAAGUAUUUGCCAAAGGGGGGGUAGGUUGUAUUGUUCGUGUACUGUCCGAUAGAAAUCGUGCUUAGAUAUCCUCUUGAGUAAUUAUAAAUUUACGUAUUUAUAAAGUUUCGAUAGAAAGUUAUUCUUUAAGAGUCUUGCAAAUGUUAUCUAAGCCAACAACCGGUUUGAAAUCUUUAGAAAAAUUACUUUAUACAUGUUUAUAUACAAAAAUUAAAACAAACAUCUUCCUCCUUCUAAUAAAACAUCCCGGAAAUUAUAUUUGUUUUUACGCAAAUGUUAGAUACUAUUGGAUAUUAUUUUGCUGCAUUGCGGCGUUGGAAACGCAUUUUUGAAUGAAUUUUUAAAUAACCUUAAUAUGUACAUGCGUAAUGUCUUAGAAUGGUGCUUAGGGUACGUCGACGGAGGAACUUUUGAUUUUAUCUAUAUUGUGAAUUGUGGAAAUGUUAAUUAAUUAAUUAGUUUUAUUUGUGAAUUUAAAUUUCUGAAGCGUAUUUAAAAUAUGUACGACGGAUCAACUUA
Messenger RNA from Glossina fuscipes, 1104 nucleotides. It is a transcript of the gene Arpc5, whose product is annotated as actin-related protein 2/3 complex subunit 5-C. Gene Ontology annotation, molecular function: actin filament binding. Gene Ontology annotation, biological process: cell migration; Arp2/3 complex-mediated actin nucleation; regulation of actin filament polymerization. The record is from RefSeq and is a predicted model, not a curated record. The transcript has 2 exons. Bases 198 to 650 code for a protein of 150 amino acids. Gene Ontology annotation, cellular component: cytoplasm; Arp2/3 protein complex; actin cytoskeleton. NCBI's taxonomy places the organism in Eukaryota, Metazoa, Arthropoda, Insecta, Diptera, Glossinidae.